Molecule: messenger RNA, 624 nt
Organism: Ipomoea triloba (trilobed morning glory)
Lineage: Eukaryota; Viridiplantae; Streptophyta; Magnoliopsida; Solanales; Convolvulaceae
Product: arabinogalactan protein 23-like
Exons: 1
Coding region: 165-398 (77 amino acids)
Source: RefSeq, a predicted model, not a curated record
CCUCUUCCCCGGCCAUACCAGAAGGCAGCACAGCAAUAAAACACAGCAAGAAAUAAGCACAGAAAUAAAACCUAAAAAUCAAAAACGAUUAGCGACGAAGGUUUUCGGUGAUUAAUCCAAUUUCUCGAGGUUGUUGCCGAUCAAGCCUUCACGUACCUACUACAAUGGAGAUGAAGAAGAUCGCCGUCGCCGCCCUUGUCGCCGCCGCCGCCUCCAUGAGCGUGGCCAUGGCUGCUGAGCCUGCUGCUGCCGGUGCCGGUGCGGCCGCCCCCACCGCCCCUGCUGCCGCUGCACCAGGCCCUGCUGGGGCAGCAAGCGAUGCCUUCGCUGUCUUGCCCGCCGUCGGAUCCCUGCUCGGGGCUUCUCUCUUCUCCUUCGUCGCCGCCUACAUGCACUGAGCUCAUUCGCGCUUUCGAAUCAAUGAACAAAUAUUUGACAAGGAAAAUGGCGGAAAGGGGAUUUAUUACUAUUAUUAUUGUUAUUUUAAUUAUUAUUUAGUAGUGGACUAAAAAAAAUUAAGAAAAAUGGAAUAAAGGAGAUUGGAUUCGAUGGAAUAUGUCUUUUAUUUUCUAUCCUUUUUCUUGGAUAAUUAUUAAUUAAAAUUAUUCGCUUUUAUAUUUUCAA